This is a messenger RNA of Peniophora sp. CBMAI 1063, 1011 nucleotides long. NCBI's taxonomy places the organism in Eukaryota, Fungi, Basidiomycota, Agaricomycetes, Russulales, Peniophoraceae. The record is from the annotation of a GenBank genome assembly.
AUGACAUCGCUGAACGCUGUAGACAUCAUUGUCGAGCACAUUCUCACGAAUCUUGCAGCGCUGCCGCAGCGACCGCUCUUCGUCGCACUUCAAGGCCCACAGGGAUCUGGCAAGACCUACACCACAUCGCGGGUAGCGAAAGCUCUGGAGAGCGCAUCCGUGCGCACCGCGACGCUUUCAAUCGACGAUCUGUACCUCCCGCAUGAUGGUCUCAUAGCGCUCGCAUCGUCUCAUCCGGAUAAUGGGUUGCUUCAUGGGCGCGGGCAGCCUGGAACGCACGACGUGCCUCUCGGCGCGCGGGUGCUAGCUGCUUUGAAGUCUAUCAACCAUUCCGGACAGAAUGUACGACUGCCAUCGUUCGAUAAGAGUCAGUACAACGGCGAGGGUGAUCGCGUACCCGAGGCGGACUGGACUCCCGUCAAGGGACCUCUGGACGUUGUGCUCCUUGAAGGCUGGUGUGUUGGAUUCUACCCGCAGGCAAGAGCGGAUAUCGAGAGAGCUAUGAGCGAGACUCCCGCUGGUCUUGAAGAUAUAUUCGAUCUGGGGCAGUACUCGCUUGAGCACGUGCUUGAAGUGAACGAGCUGCUCGCACAGUACGUCAAAUGGUGGGAUAUGAUCGAUGUAUUCAUACAGAUCCGGCCUGAAGCGAGUAAACCGUACGUGCAUAUAUACAAAUGGCGCCUCCAGCAAGAACAUGCCAUGAAGGCGCAGAACGGUGGGAAAGGAAUGACGGACGAGCAGGUGAAGAGGUUCAUCGAUCGCUACAUCCCCGGUUACCACUUCUUCGGCCGGGGCGUCGUGGCGGGUGGCGUGCUUCCUGCUACUGGCGAGCGCGUUUGGCCCCCUUGGCUGCCCAAUCUUGCGCCUGUCCACCCCGUAUCUGAGGCCAGUCAGUUCAGACCGCCGAGACUGUUACAGAUCACCAUCGGAGAAAGUCGCGAAGUCCUCGACUUCAAGGGUCUGUGCAGGAUCAGUGGCGUGGUCGAGGAAGGAGAAUCCCCGAGAGCAUAG